Messenger RNA from Alosa alosa (allis shad), 3770 nucleotides. RefSeq names its product sema domain, immunoglobulin domain (Ig), short basic domain, secreted, (semaphorin) 3Ab (gene sema3ab). Gene Ontology annotation, molecular function: neuropilin binding; semaphorin receptor binding; chemorepellent activity. The transcript has 17 exons. Gene Ontology annotation, biological process: positive regulation of neuron migration; neural crest cell migration; negative chemotaxis. Lineage: Eukaryota; Metazoa; Chordata; Actinopteri; Clupeiformes; Clupeidae. The record is from RefSeq and is a predicted model, not a curated record. The coding region runs from base 738 to 3104 and encodes 788 amino acids.
CUGGGCAGGACGUGUUUCAGCGCUGCGUCGCAGACAGAUAGAGUGUGUGAGCGCGUGUGCGUGUCCAGAGUCAAGCCAGUGUGUGUAUGGGUGUGUGUGUAUGUGCGCCGUGCGAGCACAAGUCAGGGAGUUGCUGUAGUUUGGAGCUCUAAAGCGGGACUGGACUGGACUCCACUGAGACUCUGGGUCUUUUUUUUCCCCCAUGUGCACUUCUCUUUAUUCUAUUCUUUUUUAAAAAAGGCAGGAGAGAGGAGGACUGAAGCUGGGGCUGUUUUGAGACAGAAUGAGAAGAAACUGAAGAUACAUACUGCAGAAAAAACACACACACAAGCAGAGACAGAGAGCACUUAACACACUCUCUCUGCUUCUGGGAACUCUGUGUGUCUGUGGAUAUACACUUGUGUGUGUGUGUGUGUGUGUGGCUUUGUGGCAGUGCUCAGUAUGUGGAUGUUCUGCUCGCUCGGUCAGCUUUCUCUGACCGGCAGGGCUGCAGCGAUGUGAUCGGCGUCCACCGCGGCUGCCUCUGACCCACAUCACCUGUUCCCUUCCCCCCCCCCCCAGGGUCUGCCUCCUGAAUCGGACCGACCCCAGGGGCUCUCUCUUGGACCAGAAGUCCCUCCGCGCUCUCUCACUGGACCGCUGGCGAAUCUGUGUGCGUUUGCAAUUCUGAGAGUGUGAAAGAAAGAAGAAGGAAAAACAAAGGACUGAAAAAAGAGAACCCACAUCCAGCCGGAACCAUGGACUACCUCUGUCGGAUUUUACUACUGCUGACCGCAACGGUGCUACUGGGCAGGAUGGACGCCCAGCAAGCCAAGAGCAACGUUCCCCGUCUGAAGCUGUCCUAUAAAGAAAUGUUGGAGUCCAACAACCUGGUGACCUUCAAUGGACUGGCCAACAGCUCAGCCUAUCACACCUUCCUGCUGGAUGAGGAGAGGGGACGCCUAUUUGUCGGAGCCAAAGAUCACAUUUUAUCCUUCGACCUCGUGGACAUUACCAUGAACAAUCAGUUGAUAUCGUGGCCUCCAUCUUCAACACGAAGAGAUGAGUGCAAGUGGGCAGGCAAGGACUUACAGAAGGAGUGCGCCAACUUCAUCAAGGUGCUACAUCCGUACAAUAGCACCCACCUGUAUGCCUGUGGCACCGGAGCCUUCCACCCAGUCUGCGCCUACGUGGAGGUGGGCAAACGGCCUGAGGACAACAUCUUUCGUCUGGAGUCUUCACACAUGGAGAAUGGCCGUGGGAAGAGUCCGUAUGACCCGAAACUGCUGACUGCUUCGCUGCUGAUUGAUGGCGAGCUAUAUGCAGGCACAUCAGCAGACUUCAUGGGGCGGGACUUUGCUAUUUUCCGAACGCUGGGAGAACACCACCCAAUUAGGACUGAACAACAUGACUCAAGAUGGCUCAACGACCCUCGAUUUGUCGGUGUCCAUCUCAUCCCGGAAAGCGACAACCCUGAGGACGACAAGAUCUACCUGUUCUUCCGUGAGAACGCCAUUGAUGGAGAACACGCCGGCAAAGCCACCCACGCCAGGAUUGGGCAGCUGUGUAAGAAUGACUUUGGAGGCCACAGAAGUUUGGUAAACAAGUGGACGACAUUCCUCAAAGCACGACUGGUCUGUUCUGUCCCGGGCUUCAACGGCAUCGACACACACUUUGAUGAGCUUCAGGAUGUUUUCCUCAUGAGCUCCAAGGAUCCCAAGAACCCAGUCAUAUAUGCUGUGUUCACUACAUCCAGUAACAUCUUCAAAGGCUCAGCCGUGUGUAUGUAUAACAUGGCCGAUGUCCGCAGGGUGUUCUUGGGCCCAUACGCUCACAGAGACGGACCCAACUACCAGUGGGUCCCUUUCCUUGGGCGAGUGCCCUAUCCUCGUCCUGGAACGUGCCCAAGUAAAACUUUUGGAGGGUUUGACUCCACCAAAGACCUACCGGAUGAUGUCAUCACAUUUGCCCGAAGCCACCCAGCCAUGUACAACCCCGUCUAUCCAAUCAACAACCGGCCAAUCAUCAUCAAGACGGACGUGGACUACCAGUUCACCCAGUUGGUGGUGGACAAAGUAGAGGCAGAGGAUGGCCAGUAUGACGUCAUGUUCAUUGGCACAGAUAUUGGCACAGUUCUUAAAGUGGUGUCGAUACCGAGAGGGACCUGGCAUGACCUGGAGGAGGUUCUGCUUGAAGAAAUGACUGUAUUCAGGCAACCAACUGUUAUUACUGCCAUGGAGCUCUCAACCAAACAGCAACAGCUGUACCUGGGCUCAUCGGCAGGCGUGUCGCAGAUGCCCCUGCACCGCUGCGACGUCUACGGGAAGGCCUGUGCUGAGUGCUGCCUCGCCAGAGACCCCUACUGCGCCUGGGACGGCAACCAGUGCUCACGCUACUUCCCCACAGCCAAGAGGAGGACUCGUCGCCAGGACAUCAGAAACGGGGAUCCCUUGACCCAGUGCUCCGACUUACAGCAUGAAGAUGAACUGCAGGGCCGUAGCGUGCUGCUGGAUAAGACGGUGUAUGGUGUAGAGAACAGCAGCACCUUCCUGGAGUGCAGCCCCAAGUCCCAGCGAGCCCUCACUUACUGGCAGUAUCAGAGACAGGGGGAGGACCGCAAACAAGAGAUCAAGUGGGAUGACCGCGUACUGGCCACCGACCAGGGCCUGCUGAUCCGUAGCCUGCAGCCACGCGACUCCGGCAUCUUCUACUGCCACGCCGUGGAGCACGGCUUCAUGCAGACGCUCCUGCGUCUCACGCUGCAGGUCAUCGCCGCCGACCACCUGGACGAGCUGCUGCACCGCAACAACGACCCCACCGCCCUGGCCCCGCACAGCAGCGAGGCCCCCGGAAACAGCGGCGCCAACCCCCUGGGCAGCUCGACCAACCAGAAGGUGUGGUACCGGGACUUCCUGUCCCUGCUCAACCACCCCAACCUGAACAGCGUGGACGACCUGUGUGAGCAGGUGUGGAAGCGGGAGCGCAAACAGCGGCGGCAGAAGGCGCACAUGAUGCAGGCCAGCCAGCAGCACGCCAACAAGUGGAAGAUGCUGCAGGAGAACAACAACAAGAAGGGCCGCAACCGCAGGACCCACGAGCAGCAGCGGGCGCCCCGGAGCGUCUGAGCUCCUGCCUGACUGAAAAUGACAGAAAAAAAAAAACACAGACAAACAAACAAACAAAUAGACAGACAAACAAAAACAUGAGAAUAAUAUUGAUGAUGUUGAUAGUGAUAAAAAGACAUCUUCCUUUCCCUUUGCCUCUGACUGAGAAGAUUAAAAAAAAAGAAAUAUAAAAGAAGAAGCUCAAACUGGAAACAAACAUGCAAUAUUCUUCUUGUUGGUGUGUAUGGGGAAAGUGUGUAUGGGUUUGUGUGUCUGAGAAAGAAGGAGAGCGUGAGGUGUGAGAGAGACAAAUGAGUGUGUGUGUGUGUGUGUGUGUGUGUGUGUGUGUGUGUGUGUGUGUCUGUGUGUGUGUGUGUGUGUGUGUGUGUGUUCACAAGCAUGUGUGUGAAUGAAUGCGUUUGCAUGGGACGGGAUGUACACAUGGUUGUAUCCUGAUCGGACAUUUACUUGAGCAUGCUACUCGAGUUCUGCCCAGUUUACACUGAGCACCAGGGAAUGACUUUUUGGACCGAAAAUGUGGACUUGGACUUCCUGUAAAUACCAUAACAGUGGAAAAAAAGUAAAAAAAAAAAAAGGAAAUGUAUGUGAAAAUUGUUUGACAUUUAGUCUGUAGUUAUAUUCCAUCUGUGACAUGCCCAGGCACAAAUACAGUCGAUGUAAACUUGG